AUGGGCGACGAGUGGCGCGACUUCGGGUGCCGGCGAUGUCAGGCAGAGACGAUGCUAAGAGAAGGCAGAGCGCGAGAAGGCGAUCGGCGUGGCGAGAUCGCGAGGAAGGGAAGUCACGUGAGGGCUCGGGAAAGAGGAGGCCGGCGGUUGGGCUCGAAAGAGAAGAAGACCAACAACUCCGGCUCGAGAGAGAAGACCGACAACGGCUUGGGGUCGGCGAAGGAGAGGAGGCGACGUCGUGAGGUCAGGAGGAGGAGAAGGGCACAACGCCGCGAGAGGGAGAGGGAGGGGAUCAGGAUGAGUACCGCUGCUAGGGCUGAAUCGGAGAUGGACGACGAGUGGCGCGACGUCGGGCGCCGGCGAUGUCAGGCAGAGACGAUGCUGAGAGAAGGCAGAGCGCGAGAAGGCGAUCGGCGUGGCGAGAUCGCGAGGAAGGGAAGUCACGUGAGGGCUCGGGAAAGAGGAGGCCGGCGGUUGAGGCUCGAAAGAGAAGAAGACCAACAACUCCGGCUCGAGAGAGAAGAAGACCGGCAACGGCUUGGGGUCGGCGAAGGAGAGGAGGCGACGUCGCGAGGUCAGGAGGAGGAGAAGGUGUUUCGGCGUGGGAAGGAGAAUAGUGCACGGGAGAAAAUCUUAUAA
Molecule: messenger RNA, 639 nt
Organism: Zingiber officinale
Lineage: Eukaryota; Viridiplantae; Streptophyta; Magnoliopsida; Zingiberales; Zingiberaceae
Product: RNA-binding protein 25-like
Exons: 2
Coding region: 1-639 (212 amino acids)
Source: RefSeq, a predicted model, not a curated record